AUGCUCAUCAAUGGUGCUCUCGUGCACGGCGGCACCACGGCUGCCGUCAUCAACCCUGCCAGCGGCCAGGAGUUUGAGCGGGUGCCGAAUGCGUCGGCGGCGGACGUCGACAGCGCGGUGGCGGCAGCCAAGGCGGCCUUUGGCGGAUGGGCUGCGCUGCCCUUUGCGAAGCGCGCCGCCUGCUUCAUCAGCUUUGCUGCCCUGCUGGAGAGGGACAAGGGGCGGCUCGCAGCUGCGCUGUCGCAGGAGCAGGGCAAGCCACUCAAGCCCUUUGCGGUGGGCGAGGUCAAGAUGGCGAUAGGCAAGGCAAAGGCAUGCGCGGACUCGGCCAACGAGCUGGUGCCAGAGGAGUACGAGAGGAAUACAAAGGGGCGGUGCACCUGCCUCUGGGCGCCACGGGGCGUCGUCGCCGCCAUCUGCCCCUGGAACUUUCCACUCGCGAUCGCCGUCAACAAGAUGCUCUGCCCGCUGGUGGGCGGCAAUACGGUGGUGCUCAAGCCGUCGCCGAUGACGCCGCUCUCCACGCUCCUGCUCUCGGACCUUGCGAUGGAGGCAUUCCCGCCUGGCGUGGUCAACAUCCUCGCAGGAGGCAGUGAUGUCGGCGCGGUGCUCGUCGAGCAUCCCGACGUCGCCACCGUCACCUUCACCGGCUCCAGUGCUACCGGGAAGCGCAUCAUGGCCUCGGCGAGCCCUUCGCUCAAGAAGGCGCCGCGCCGCAGCUGUGGCAGCGCAAACGCCUCGGCGUCUCGUCAUGAUCCCGGAACGAAGCGUGCCUGCGUACCGCAGGCGAUGUUCAACACCGGCCAGGUCUGUGUCGCGCUCAAGCGGCUUUACGUCCACGCCUCGCAGUACGAGGAGAUGGUGGCCGCACUGGGCGCCGAGGCGCGAGAGAAGGUGCAGCAGCUCGGCGACGGCCUCACGCCCGGCACCGUCUACGGACCACUGAACAAUGCGAUGCAGCGCGACCGUGUCGAGGAGCUGGUGGAGGACGCAAGGGCGGAUGGCGCGCGCGUGGUUGCGGGAGGAGAGCGCGUACGGCCACCUUCCGCUCCACAGGGCUUCUUUUACGCACCAACAAUCCUCGCCGACUUGCCCGACACAGCACGCAUCGUGCGCGAGGAGCAAUUUGGCCCCGCGCUACCGGUGCUGUCGUACGAGACGGUGGACGAGGCGGUCGAGCGCGCAAACGACUCGGAGUACGGCCUCGGCGCGUCUGUAUGGGGCGCCAACAGGGCCGUCAACACUCAACGUCCGACGCCCACGCAGGCGGGCAGCAUCUGGAUCAAUAACCACCUUGGGUCCGGCCUUGACAUUGACGCUCCGUUCGGCGGCGUCAAGGAGAGCGGCAUCGGCAAGGAGAAUGGUGGCAAGCUCGCCUUCAAAGCGUUUUGCGACGAAAAGUACCUCUACGCGCCCUUCCCUUUGUAG
Emiliania huxleyi CCMP1516 is the source of this 1428-nucleotide messenger RNA. RefSeq names its product aldehyde dehydrogenase (gene ALDH1). The record is from RefSeq and is a predicted model, not a curated record. The transcript is spliced from 5 exons. The coding region runs from base 1 to 1428 and encodes 475 amino acids. Gene Ontology annotation, molecular function: aldehyde dehydrogenase (NAD+) activity. Lineage: Eukaryota; Haptophyta; Isochrysidales; Noelaerhabdaceae.